Messenger RNA from Asterias rubens (European starfish), 2449 nucleotides. Its product is annotated as 26S proteasome non-ATPase regulatory subunit 4-like. The transcript has 11 exons. Bases 7 to 1221 code for a protein of 404 amino acids. NCBI's taxonomy places the organism in Eukaryota, Metazoa, Echinodermata, Asteroidea, Forcipulatida, Asteriidae. The record is from RefSeq and is a predicted model, not a curated record. Gene Ontology annotation, cellular component: nucleus; proteasome regulatory particle, base subcomplex; cytosol. Gene Ontology annotation, biological process: proteasome-mediated ubiquitin-dependent protein catabolic process. Gene Ontology annotation, molecular function: polyubiquitin modification-dependent protein binding.
UCCAAGAUGGUGCUCGAAAGUACAGUCGUGUGUGUGGAUACAAGUGAAUACAUGAGAAAUGGAGAUUUUAUUCCAACCCGCAUCCAGGCCCAGCAAGAUGCUGUUAACCUCAUCUGUCUUUCUAAGACACGCUCGAACGUGGAAAACACUGUUGGGCUUAUAACUCUUGCCAAUGUGAAGGUAUUGGUAACGCUAUCUUCCGAUGUUGGACGUAUUUUAGCAAGUCUACACCAGGCUCAGCCCAAGGGGGACUUAAGUUUCAUCACAGGGAUUCGUGUUGCUCAUUUGGCGUUGAAGCAUAGAAUGGGCAAGAACCACCGCAUGAGAAUCAUCGCAUUUGUAGGAAGUCCAAUAUUAAAUGAUGACAAGGAGUUAGUCAAAUUAGCGAAAAAGCUGAAGAAAGAAAAAGUCAACGUGGACCUUGUAAACUUUGGUGAAGAUAAAGCUAACACAGACAAGCUGACUGCAUUUAUAGACACUAUCAAUGGCAGUGAUGGCACAGGGUCCCAUCUCGUCACAAUUCCCCCUGGGACCCUCCUCUCCGAUGCCCUCAUGAACUCUCCCAUCAUCGUUGGCGAAGAUGGAACGGGGGCAGUCCCCGGACUACCAGGCACCGGUGGUGACUUUGAGUUUGGUUUCGACCCAUCUACUGAUCCAGAACUGGCCAUGGCUCUGCGUAUAUCCAUGGAGGAGCAAAGACAACGACAGGAAGAUACCACCCAGCCAGGGGAUGCGACGCCCAUGGAGGAUGCCACACCCAAGCCUACUACAGAAGCGCCAGCUGAUUCGGAAGAGGCAUUACUAGAGCAGGCUCUGGCAAUGUCGAUGGACCCUGAUGCCCCCAGCGCAAUGGAGACACCCAUGCCAGACCUCAACACCAUGUCAGAAGAGGAGCAGAUUGCGUACGCUAUGCAAAUGUCUCUCGCACAGAGCUCAGAGCUUUCCGGUUUGAUAAGCGACAGUGCAGCCAGUGAAAUCCCUAUGGAGACUGAUACGCCGGUCAGCAUGGACGGAGAAACUUCUAAGGCUGAGGGUGAGAAUGAGGAUUUCUCCGAGCUGAUGUCCGACCCAGCUUUCCUCCAGAGCGUCAUGGAGAACCUCCCUGGUGUAGACAUCUCCAGCGAGGCUGUACGAGACGCAAUGGGUACGCUGACCCAACAACAACAACAGCAGUCAGAGGAGAAGAAAAAAGAGGAUGCCAAGUCCAAGGAUAAGAAAUGAUUCCACUUGUAUUUAUAUCUAUAAAAAAACUACACCUGUCCAUACUUGUGAAAUUCUAGGGCUUAACACUUUAGAAAUUAAUUAAAAACACUAAAAUAAUGAAAUCGUAUUAAGCAAAUGAAAGUCAUGCUAUACUGAAGACCUGACAUGUUGGAGACCAGAUAAAUAAAACCCUCAAGUUUUUGGCGAAAAAUUGUCCGUUGAAAAAGAAUAAGCCUGGCAUUUUCUGGAUCUUUACAUUAUGUUGUUUUCUUGAUGUGUAAAAGUAGGAUAAACAUCAUGCUUUCAGUGCAAACCAACCCAAGAUCUUUUGAUUUUCUACUGCUUAUGGGUUUUGUCUGCAGAGGAAUGAAGAGUACAAAGAAAGUAAAAAUAUAAAUAUCUAGCUCAAAAUUAAGAGGCAAGGAUUUCUCUCCAUUGUGCAAACCUCAAUGUACUAGCCACCCAGACAUUUCUUUUUCAGGCUUAGUGAUUAGAGCAGGGGGUCGCUCUUGCUUCAGCAAACGUUACAGAUAUUAUUUUCAAGCAAUUUUGAGCAGAAUGUGUUCAGACAAAUUUGGUGCGAUCAGCAUCAGUCUGCUAUUGUGAUUCAGAGUUUAUGGAUACUAUUCCUCUCUUCAACUAGCUGGGACACCACUUUUAGGACGUUCUUUCGUGUCAAAGCAACAUUUCUUCCAAGCAGAAAAAAUUAUCUGCAACUGUUUGUAUAUUUAGAGAUGCACCCCCGUACACAUCAAGCCUCGUGUGACGAUUAUAAGUCCAGAUGGAGUCAGCACACAUUACGACCUGGGCCCAAUUUCAUAGAGCUGCCUUAGCACAAAAAUAUGCUAAGCAAAACAAAAUUAUGCUUACCAGAAUAAGGUAACCAGCGAGAAUACCAUUCUCCUUGUCCCAUUUGUGACUCAUAUCGUGCUUUUUUUUCGCUAAAGCAGAAAACUGUUCAGCAAUUAUUUGUUGUUUGUAAAAGCAGCUCUAUGAAUCUGGGCAUUGUUGCUGUUUCAUUUCGCUGUACAACUUUCCAUCAUUCUAAUAAUGGUUUAUAUUGAGCAAAAUCACCACUAUUUUAUGUAAUUUUGCGGCUAACCACUUUUUCAAACAGAGGCACCUCAGUUGUAAAGUAAAUGCAAUAGUUGAUGUUUGUAGUCUUUGCUUUCGACCAACGAAACUUGUACGAUCCGCUGUCCCAACUUGUACUCAAAAUAAAUAUUUGAAUGUUUUUGAAAUGUCA